This is a messenger RNA of Aureobasidium uvarum, 1029 nucleotides long. The record is from the annotation of a GenBank genome assembly. Lineage: Eukaryota; Fungi; Ascomycota; Dothideomycetes; Dothideales; Saccotheciaceae.
AUGUCUAAACAGUCUUCCCAACGACUACCCGCACCCUCCCUCUUCGUAGGACCUCCCUCACACAAUGCCAGCACUGCCUCUCUCGCCCGCGCAAACACGGAUACCUCGCAAUCCUCGCGCAACAUACCUUCCUCGGCAAUACCCAACCCUACCUCGCCAUCCCUGAACCAAGGAAAUCUGAGUAGAUCCAACACAGGCCUAUCACGACAAACCACAAAUCUGUCUCGCACGAACACCAGAGAUGCACUAAGCAGACAAAACACCAGAGAUGCCAUGGGUGUGGGCAACCUCUCACGCCAAAACACCAAUCUCUCACAACAAAGACCAGAUGGAUUGAUUCCUCCCCCGACGACGCAAAAGAUAUCNACUCAACAAGCACAAACACAAGCAACAGGAGUAGGUCUCCAAAAUAUCUCUGGCAACGAAGAACAAAAACGCCAGCGCCCACGCCGCGGCACCGCGGUCCUAGACGCGCAUUGGGCAGCCCUCCAAUCCACCCUCUCAGACAUCGAGCUGUCAGCCGGGUCAUCGGCGCACGUCUUCGGCACCGGCCACGCAAAAGCACUAGAAGAGUUGCGAGCAGCUCAAGUAGAACUGGCGCGUGCAUGGGGCCAAACAGAUGCCGAAGAUAUCUCCACAUCCACAACCACUGGCCCGUCUUCUUCUUCUCCCGCCACAAAACAAAAAGAGUCACCGCAACAGCAGCAGCAACAGCAACAGCAACAACAACAGCAACAACAACAACAGCAAAACAAUACACACAAGGACCAAGAAAAAGCCGCAGAGCAGAAUGAGAGAAAACUAUCUACAGCGACAACGCUAGACCUCACAUCAGCGGCAAAACGACGAGAGACGAGCGACAAGUACUUUGCGGCCGUCAAACAAGGUGUUGCAGAGGUGGUGCGCAAGUUGGACGGUGUGGCCGACGCAAUGAGAGAGGUGGAAAUGCAGAGUAGAGAUAUUUGGGGCUAUGAUGGCAAAGACAGCAGUGAGAUGACCGAGAGCGAGUUUGGGAGUUUGAAUUCGUGA